Messenger RNA from Solanum stenotomum, 4807 nucleotides. RefSeq names its product disease resistance protein RUN1-like. NCBI's taxonomy places the organism in Eukaryota, Viridiplantae, Streptophyta, Magnoliopsida, Solanales, Solanaceae. The transcript has 8 exons. Bases 45 to 3323 code for a protein of 1092 amino acids. Gene Ontology annotation, biological process: defense response; signal transduction. The record is from RefSeq and is a predicted model, not a curated record. Gene Ontology annotation, molecular function: ADP binding; ATP hydrolysis activity.
ACAAAAAAUCAUCUAAAAAUCCCUUAAAUUUAUUGUCAUCAAAUAUGCAUACACAGUUUGUUGUAGGAGAAUCAUCUUCUUCUUCCAACUUGUCUUAUGAUGUAUUUCUCAGUUUCAGAGACGAAGAUACUCGCAAAACCUUCACCGGUCAUCUUUACACCCAAUUGUGUCAAGUCGGAGUUAAUACCUUCAUAGAUGAUGAGGAAUUAAGAAAGGGAGACGUCAUUUCAACCGAACUUGAGAAAGCAAUUGAACAAUCAAGGGUUGCCAUUGUUGUUUUCUCCAAAAAUUAUGCUUCCUCUAGUUGGUGUCUUGAUGAACUCGUUAAAAUUCUCGAUUGCAGAGAGAGGUUAAAUCAGGUAGUUUUGCCUAUUUUUUAUGAUGUUGAUCCUUCUCAAGUGCGAAAGCAAACUGGGUCCUUUGGCGAAGCUUUGGCACACAAGGAACGAUUGUUUGGAGCUGAAAGAAUGGAAAAGUGGAAAGCAGCACUCACUGAAGCUGCGAAUUUAUCUGGAUGGGAUCUGCAAAACAUGGCUGAUGGGCAUGAAUCAAAAUUUAUCGGAAGUAUUAUAAAACAAGUUCUGCAAGAGGCCAACCAGACACCUCUAGAUGUUGCUCAUUACCCAAUUGGAUUAGAUUCUCCUAUCGAGCAUAUAGAGUUGUUACUGCAAAGUGGAUGUGAGCAUGAAGUUCGCAUGGUUGGUAUAUGUGGCGUUGGUGGAAUUGGAAAAACAACUCUGGCAAAAGCUAUCUACAAUCGAAUAUUUCAACAGUUUGGUGGUAGUUGCUUCCUUUCGGAUAUUAGAUCAAAAGCUGAAGAAUUGGGUCUAGUCAAGCUACAAGAAAAAGUACUUCGUCAAAUUCUCAAAACUAAGGAGUUCGAAGUUGAUAGUGUUGCUGAAGGUGUCAAUCUAAUCAAAGCAAGACUUGGGUCAAAGAAGGUUCUAAUUGUUCUUGAUGACGUGGAUCAUAGAAGCCAAUUAGAAUCCUUGACAAGAGAAAGAAGUUGGUUUGGCUCUGGUAGUGUAAUAAUUAUUACAACCCGAGACGAGCAUUUGCUACAUGGGCUCACAAGAAGUGAGAUAUACCAGACCGAACUUUUAAAUGUAAAUGAAGCUCAACAACUUUUUUAUUGUCAUGCUUUUAAUAACAGUCUUUCUCCACCACAAGAAUAUGUUGAGCUGGCACAAGACAUAAUAAAAUAUUCAGGUGGGCUACCAUUAGCUCUUGUGACAUUGGGGUCACAUCUGCAAGGGAGAUCCGUUGAAGAAUGGAGAAAUGAGUUCAAAAUACUAAAAGCAAUUCCUCAUUAUGAUAUUCAAAAGAUUCUCCAGAUAAGCUUUGAUGGACUUGAUGAUAAUACUCAGAGUGUUUUCCUUGAUAUCGCGUGCGCCUUCCAUGGAUUUUUUGAGGAUGAAGUUACUAAUACAUUAAAUGCGUGUGGUUUUUAUUCUGAAAGUGCUAUUUCAACCUUAGUGCAAAGGAACUUGCUCCAAAGGGAUUGGCAUAAUUUAGUGAUGCAUGAUCUUGUACGGGAUAUGGGGAGAGAAAUCGUUCGCAGGGAAUCACCUCGAGACUCUGGAAAACGGAGUAGAUUGUUCAACCCUCAAGAAGUCUGUGACGUUCUACAAGGAAAUAAAGGUUCUGAAAAUGUAGAAGUAUUGGUGGUAGAACGACAAACAUUAAAAGAUGUGAAGCUGAGCACCAAAGCAUUUCAGAAAAUGAUAAAACUUAGGGUGCUUAAAAUCGACGACUUACAUAUUAGUGGAGAUUUUGAGCUAUUGUCCAAGGAGCUCAGAUGGUUGUCUUGGGAAGGAUGUCCUUUAAAAUGUGUACCAUCAAAUUUUCCAUCUGACCAACUUGUAUUUCUGAAUAUGAAAGGGAGUAAUAUCCAAGAACUUGGUUUGAAUUUGCAGUAUUGUAGAAAUUUGAAGAAGCUGGAUCUCUCUGAUUGCAAGCACCUCAGAAAUACUCCAAACUUCAGCGGUUCACGAAGUCUCGAGAUUUUGUGGCUUGAGAAUUGCUCAAGUCUGAAGGAGAUCCAUCCAUCAAUAGGAAAUUUGGACAGACUAACUGCUCUUCAUUUGUAUGGUUGCAAAAAGAUUACAGAUCUUCCAAGCAACACAUGCCAGCUAAAAUCCCUCGAAGACUUGGACAUUACUUACUGCUCAUCUUUACAAACACUGCCAGCUGACAUUGGAGAUAUGCAAAGCCUAAGACAUCUCUAUGCACAAGAUACGGGUAUAAAACAAUUGCCCGGAUCUAUUGAAAUGCUAAGAAAUCUUAAAAAAUUGCAAGUGGGAGGUCAAAAUAUAGAGGCCAAAAGGAGAGUUUAUCAAAGAAGAUCCCACCAUAUAGAAUCCUUGUCAAUUUCUAUUUCUCGUUUAAACCUUCGAUAUUGUGGUUUCUCCAAGGCUGAUAUUCCUAGGGAUAUUGGGACUUUAUCCAACUUACAUGAUUUAGAUUUGAGCGGCAACAGUUUCCUCUGUCUACCCUUUGAUUUCUCCAAGUUACCAUGGUUGAAGUCCUUGCGUUUGAAUGAUUGUGUGAAUCUUCAAACACUCCCGUCAAUAUCAAAUUUAGAGUACCUUAGCAUUCUUGAACUUAGGAAUUGCCAAAAACUGGUCAAGAUUACAGGGUUGGACAACCUCCCUUCAAUACAGGAGAUCGACACUCUUAAUUGUACUUCUCUGCAGAAUCCAUUUAAUGAAGGCUUCUUUAGUUCCCAUGGUCUAUCAAUCUCAUCUAGAAUAUAUGCAGUGUUUGAGCUGCGGUUACACAUUUAUCUCCAAAGCAAUGAGAUUCCAGAUUGGUGCAGCAAUCAAGUAACAGCUCCAUCUAUCUGUUUCACUAUUCCCUCCGUAAAUAAGAAAAAGUUGUUAGGAAUGAUUCUCUGGUUUGUUUGCGACUCUAAGAUUUUAUCCCAGUUUGGACACUUCCUUGUUUCCAUAUCCAAUAAAAAGCCUUUAGUUUUUUACUGGACUAGGUAUAUUACUACACCCGAAUCACACGGAGAAGUAUCAUGUGUAUAUUACAUAUCUUGCUUAACUAGUCAUUAUUCUGGCCUGAUGAUCAAAGACGGGGAAAAGAUAACAGUCGAGGAGGGCCCUGACAAAGGUAGAGUAAAGAAGAUAGGGGUACAUCUGUUAUACUUAGACAAACAUGGAAAUGUUACAUCUUCCCCACCAAUCCUUGAAGAAAAUCAUUCGCAUUCUCAGAUAAUGAACAGAGAGAGUCUCGGUGGAAAUGAACUCAAAAAGAGUGUCAAACAGAGGAUAUCAGCUCAAUCCUUGAAGAACAUCAUCACUCGCUUCAAAUCUUAAUCGAAUCAUAAUUAACUUGCUCCAGUUUCUUAUCAACAUGCAAUAUUCAAAAUGCUCAUCCAACUACAAUCUGAUUUUGUUAAAAAGUAUUUUUCAUCCGACAGAUGCCAAAUACUCUUUGCAAGUUGUCAUCCAAUGAAAAUUUUGCUAGUGUUACUAUUAAGGGAUGGAUUGACCAUAGAAGUUAUGGGUUUCACAUAACUCAGUAAUGUUGGUUCAAAUCAUGUUGUUGUGUUAAGACAUUUUGGCAAGCAAAAAAGAUUGGGACGUGAUCAAGAACUUAGAACAACCUCUACUAUGGGAUUAUCUGAGCCUAAAGGCUGUGGGAUGCCAAGUACCAUGGUGAUUUAAAUCCUUUCUUUUAAUUCAGUACUGAUUCAGAGGAGGAAAAAAGGUUUAGAAUGAAGUUAAGGAUAUUUCAUGUAAUAGAUAAUGAUUAUGUUUGCAUUGUUUCCACAGAAGGGCUGAAGGAGUGCAGGGAAGCAUAAGCAGUUUUAUAGGAAUGCAUAUUUAGUCUACUAAUAUACCUGACAGACGCGGAGAACUAUCAUGUGUACAUUUCAUAUCUUACUCAAAUGAUGAACCUUUUUAUGGCCUGAAGAUUGAAGGCGGGGAAAAGAAAACAGUCAAGGAGGGCGCUGACGAAGAAUCCAUUCAAUGAAUGCAUCUUUAGUGCCACUGCUUUAUCAAUUCCAUCUGGAAAAUAUCCAAUACAUGAGAUUUUACAAAUUUGUGUCGAAUGCAAUGAGAUUCCAGAUGGGUGCAGCAAUAAAGUAACAACUCCAUAUAUCUGUUUCACUAUGCCCACAAUACAUAAUAAUAAGUUGUUAAGAAUGGUUCUCUGGUUUGUUGGAGACUUUGAGGCUUUAUCCUAUUUUGGACACUUCCUUGUUACUGUUGCCCAUAAAAAGCCUUUAGUUAUGGAGUGUUUGGGUGUAGGAAAAUACCCGAAUUACACGAAGAAAUAUCAUGUGUAUUUGACAUAUCUUGCUUACGUAGACCUUUUGAUGGCCUGAUGCUCAAAGGUGGGGAAGAGAUAACAGUCGAGGAGGGCCCUUACAACGGUGUAGUAAAAAAGAUAGGUAUCCAUCUGUUAUACUUAGACCAACACGGUAAUGUUACAUCUUUCCCCAUUUCCAGAAAAACUUCAGCAGGGCAUAAAAGAGCAAAGUUCUGAGUCAAGCUUGGGAAUGAGUGAUGACUGAAUCUGUGGUUUCGAGAUUGCUCAGGUCUGAGACUUCUAUUUCGAGAUUUUCUUUUCUAAGAAGAGUAUGCCACUUACAAUCCUUGUCAUCGACUUCUAUUUCGUGUUUGUCUGAGACUUCUUUUCCUAAGUUUAUUGGGAGUUUAUGCUGCCUAGAAGUUUUAGAUUUGAGCAGUAACAAUUUUCACUGAGGUUCUUGCUUUUGAAUGACAAUGAGAAUCUUCAAACACUUCCAUCAGUUGCUUCUGUAUAAAAUGUUGUUUUAUUUAUGUAAUCAACU